This is a messenger RNA of Physella acuta, 1078 nucleotides long. Its product is annotated as signal recognition particle 14 kDa protein. Gene Ontology annotation, molecular function: endoplasmic reticulum signal sequence receptor activity; 7S RNA binding. Gene Ontology annotation, biological process: SRP-dependent cotranslational protein targeting to membrane. Gene Ontology annotation, cellular component: signal recognition particle, endoplasmic reticulum targeting. The record is from RefSeq and is a predicted model, not a curated record. Lineage: Eukaryota; Metazoa; Mollusca; Gastropoda; Physidae.
UAUACGUAGACGUAGUUUUUGUACUACAAACAAUAGUUUACUUGUUAUCAGGAAGCCUUGGUGGCUAUUAAAAGUAUUAAGAAUGCUGCUAGAAAAUGAUGCGUUCCUUACUGAGUUGACAAAACUAUUUCUUAAGGGAAAAAAUACAGGAUCUGUCACUAUGACAUUGAAGAGAUAUGAUGGCCGUACCAAACCUAAGCCAAGAAAUGGAAACCUGCCCGAACCAAAUGAAUAUAAAUGUUUAGUCAGAGCUGCUUUGGGAAACAAAAAAAUUACAACAGUUAUUAAUCACAAAGAUGUAACAAAGUUUCAGAUGGCAUAUGGCAAUCUUUUGAAGGCAAACAUGGAUGGACUUAAAAAGAAAGAUAAAAAAGCUGCUCGAGGAAGAAAGAAAACUAAAGCCACGCAAUAAUUUUUCUUGAAUAUUCAUUUUAUUUAUUUUAAGUACUUUUUCAAGAGGAUGAAAUCAAAUGACAGUGGAUGACUUCAUAUGUUGAAAGAAUGGCAAGCUCUAGUAUAUAAAAUCUGUAAAUAAAUUGGUGUUGGCUGUUAUUCUUUUUGUAUGUUAUAUUGCAUUUAUGGAACUGAAUGUUUGGUACAAAAAUUAUAAGUGUCUAUAUAGCCAUACAAAGAAGUAUGAUUGAGGUACUUAAUACUAGAGAAAUUGGCUAAUGAGUGUGUCAGCGAGGUGGUGGUAUUUUCUUAUUCUUCAUACAAAUUCUUUUACUCUCACAUCUGCAUUGUUAUCAUCUUGGUAAAUAAAGCAUGUUUUGUAUUAUUUUUUUUGAUGUCUCAAAUGGUUGACUUGUGAAAGUCUAAAUGUUGAGCUUAUUAUUUCAACUUAAAUUUUAUUCAGCACUUCAAACACUAUCACUUUACUUACUUGAACAGACAUGACUGCGAGAAUAUUUGUAACUAAUAGUUAACUAUAGUUACUGACUAGUAUGUUUUUAGAUUAAAUAGCUGUCCAAUGGGUGCUGGUUUGGUGACCCUUAUGGAAAAUUUUAAGAUCUACCCAUGAUUGUUACUUCAUUGUUUAAUGUUUUGCAUUCUUAAAUAAAUUGACAUUUAACCUGUU